Messenger RNA from Corylus avellana, 2314 nucleotides. RefSeq names its product O-Glycosyl hydrolases family 17 protein. The record is from RefSeq and is a predicted model, not a curated record. Lineage: Eukaryota; Viridiplantae; Streptophyta; Magnoliopsida; Fagales; Betulaceae. Gene Ontology annotation, biological process: carbohydrate metabolic process. Gene Ontology annotation, molecular function: hydrolase activity, hydrolyzing O-glycosyl compounds.
UUUUCUUUCAAAAAAAGUCGUUUGGUUGUGGUUAUUCAUCAGCCAUAGUAUAAGGUGUUGUAUUAUUGAGGCAUGGCAGCUCUCUUCCAUGCUUCUUUUUCAGCUUCUAUCCAGAGCUUUUAGAUACCAUGGUUUUUCUUCCUUCAGUGUUUCUGACUUCUGAGCUCUUUCUGGGCUCUGCUUGGAUGCUUUCAAACACAUCUACACAUAGGAAUUCCUUUUGUUUUCCGUCUUAACGCUACCUACUCUGCUUUCCUCAUCUUUCUUUAUCCAACUUUUUCUUUCCUACUUACCGAGAAAAGACACGCUUUCUCUCUCUCUUGUAAGACGAUGUUUCCUGAUUUCCGUAUUGAUUACUCUCUCUUAUUUUAUUGAAGACGUUCUUGGGCAGAAAGGAAUAAAUCCUUUUUAAAUAUCAAGGCUGCAUUCAGUUUGAACUCUGCUUUGGCAUCUUUCUGCCUUAUAUUAUUGUUCCCCUCUCUCUCUCUCUCUCUCUCUCUCUCUCUUAGUUGGUGAGUAAAACCAACUCUGGUUUCCAACCCAUAGCUUUAAAUUCAGUAGCUUAUCAUAAGACCCGCAUAGUUUUUGAGCCUCCAACCACAAUUUAUAUUCUAUAUUGGUUAAAGGGAUUAUGGGGUUGUUGAAAAGCAUGGAUUUUUCUGGGUUUCUUGUUGCCAUGUCGUUGCUAUUUGCUGUAUUUUCGAUGGGUUCUGUGAGUGGAAUUGGAGCUAACUGGGGAACCCAGACAACCCACUCUCUGCCGGCUUCAACGGUGGUGAAGAUGCUAAAGGACAAUGGGUUUCAAAAGGUUAAGCUUUUCGAUGCCGAUUCCACGAUUCUGGAUUCUCUGAAGAAUUCUGGGAUGGAGGUGAUGGUGGGUAUUCCUAAUGACAUGCUUUACACUUUGGCUAAUAGUGUGCAAGCAGCCGAGAAUUGGGUUGCCAAGAAUGUCUCAGCACAUGUCUCUUCCAAUGCUGUAGACAUCAGGUAUGUUGCAGUUGGGAACGAACCAUUCUUGCAAACCCUCAAUGGAAGCUUUGAAGGAAUAACUCUUCCUGCUCUUCAAAAUAUCCAGGCAGCCCUUAUAAAAGCUGGUUUGAGCAGUCGGGUUAAAGUCACAGUCCCCCUAAAUGGUGAUGUUUACACAAGUCAAAACAAUAUCCCUUCUCAGGGAGACUUUCGUGCAGACAUCCAUGAUCUCAUGCUGCAAAUCGUUAAGUUUUUGAAUGACAAUGGCUCUCCUUUUACUGUCAACAUCUACCCUUUCAUCAGCCUCUAUGAUAAUCCCAGUUUCCCUGUCGAUUACGCCUUCUUUAAUGGCUAUUCCUCCCCCAUAGAUGAUAAUGGAAGAAUCUAUCAGGACAUGUUCACUGCAAACUAUGAUACCCUUGUUUGGACCUUACAGAAAAAUGGCUUUGGAAACUUGUCCAUCAUUGUUGGAGAAAUUGGCUGGCCUACUGAUGGAGAUCAAAAUGCAAAUAUCCAGUAUGCUCAGCGGUUCAACCAAGGUUUCAUGGCGCGGUAUCUGGCCGGGCAGGGGACCCCAAUGAGAUCAGGCCCCUUAGAUGCUUACUUGUUCAGCCUUAUUGAUGAAGAUGCCAAAAGCAUUCAGCCAGGUAACUUUGAACGCCAUUGGGGGUUGUUUUACUUUGAUGGAACACCCAAAUACCAGCUAAAUUUUACUGCAAACUCGAAGGGUUUGGUGGCGGCAAGUAAUGUACAAUAUCUGGCCCGUCGAUGGUGUGUCGUGUCGCCGUCGGUGAGUCUCGACAAUCCGCAACUUGCAGACAGUGUCAGCUAUGCAUGUCAAAAUGCCGAUUGCACUAGUCUUGGAUAUGGGACUUCAUGUGCAAAUUUGGAUGCUCGUGGGAAUGUCUCCUAUGCAUUCAACAGUUACUAUCAGAUACAGAAUCAGCUGGAGACCGCCUGCAAGUUCCCAAACCUUUCAGUUGUCACAAAUACAGACCCAUCAAUGGGAGACUGCAGAUUUAGGAUCAUGAUCGACGCGCCUGCAGGGGUGGCGAAUGGAAUGGCGAGCGGAGUUGAAUCACUUCAGCAGCCUGUUUGUUUGAUGUUGUUUCUGUUCUUGUUUAUCUGUACAAUUCUGUGAUUUUGUUGCUUUGUACAGUAUACUACUGGCUUCAAUUUUUUUUUAUUUAAAAAAAUUGGUGUAUAUAGACUAUAAUAUUUCAGAGUUUUAGAGAUUUAAACUUACACCCAUGGUGCAGCCUGGUUGUCAAAGGCCGGGUUUUGGAUGAGCCAUAGAUUCGGACAUCUUGUGUUUAAUUUCGCACUAGGGUUUUCUUGGAUUACA